AUGUCUGAGCCUUACUUUCCAAUGCAGAAUCCUAAUGAUUUCUCUCUUCCUAUGCCCAAAGAGUCCCUGCAAGGAGAGUUCCAAAGGAAGCUGUACAAGGAGCUGCUGAAGAACUACAACCCUCUGGAACGACCAGUUGCGAAUGACUCCCAGCCACUCACUGUCUAUUUCACUCUCAGCCUCAUGCAGAUCAUGGAUGUGGAUGAAAAGAAUCAAGUAUUAACAACAAACAUCUGGCUACAAAUGUACUGGACAGAUCAUUACUUACAGUGGAAUGUGUCUGAAUACCCUGGAGUGAAGAACGUCCGCUUUCCUGAUGGACUGAUUUGGAAGCCAGAUAUUCUUCUCUAUAACAGUGCUGAUGAAAGAUUUGAUGCUACAUUUCACACUAAUGUUUUAGUCAAUUCUUCGGGACAUUGCCAAUAUCUGCCACCAGGCAUAUUUAAAAGCUCGUGCUACAUAGAUGUGCGCUGGUUUCCAUUUGAUGUUCAGAAGUGUAACCUGAAGUUUGGCUCUUGGACAUAUGGAGGCUGGUCCUUAGACUUACAAAUGCAAGAAGCAGAUAUAUCCGGCUAUAUUUCAAACGGAGAGUGGGAUUUAGUAGGAGUUCCUGGGAAGAGAACUGAGAGCUUUUAUGAGUGCUGUAAAGAACCAUACCCAGAUAUAACGUUCACAGUAACUAUGAGACGCAGGACUCUCUACUACGGACUCAACCUUCUUAUUCCCUGUGUACUGAUAUCAGCACUUGCCUUAUUAGUCUUUCUGCUUCCAGCAGACUCAGGAGAAAAGAUCUCACUAGGUAUAACAGUUUUAUUGUCUCUCACUGUCUUCAUGUUACUCGUGGCUGAAAUUAUGCCAGCAACAUCUGAUUCCGUGCCCUUAAUUGCUCAGUAUUUUGCCAGCACCAUGAUUAUUGUUGGCCUCUCUGUUGUUGUCACUGUCAUCGUUCUACAAUACCAUCAUCAUGAUCCAGAUGGGGGAAAAAUGCCUAAAUGGACAAGAGUCAUCCUUCUGAAUUGGUGUGCUUGGUUUCUGAGGAUGAAGAGGCCAGGGGAAGAUAAAGUGCGUCCUGCCUGUCAACAUAAACAGCGCCGAUGCAGCCUGUCAAGCGUGGAGAUGAACACUGUGAGUGGUCAGCAGUGCAGUAAUGGGAAUAUGCUGUAUAUUGGGUUUCGAGGGCUGGAUGGGGUUCACUGCACACCCACUACUGAUUCAGGGGUGAUCUGUGGGAGGAUGACCUGUUCACCAACAGAGGAAGAAAAUCUUCUGCACAGUGGCCACCCCUCUGAAGGCGACCCAGAUUUGGCUAAGAUCCUGGAAGAGGUCAGAUACAUUGCAAACCGGUUCAGAGACCAGGAUGAAGAAGAAGCCAUUUGCAACGAAUGGAAGUUUGCAGCCUCUGUAGUAGAUCGGCUCUGCUUGAUGGCAUUUUCAGUCUUCACCAUCAUUUGUACAAUUGGUAUCUUAAUGUCAGCACCAAACUUUGUAGAGGCUGUUUCUAAAGAUUUUGCUUAACUUCUAUGAUUUGAUUCUCUGAAGUAUCAUAUGUAGCAAAUAAGAGUGUAUUUUUUUGUUCGUUUGUUUGCUUGUUUUCAAUGAGUACACUGUAUCUCAUUGUCCUCUGUCUUUUGCCCUCCCUCCUACUCCCCUGGCACCCCUCUGGCCCCAGGUUCCUUUCUAAAGGGCAGCACCCUCUCAGAAGGGGAGCCAGGGAUCCUUUCCCCUGGGCUGUGUGCCCAGCUCCUCUGAGCAGCUUGCUGUGGGAGAUGCAAAGUGAGUGCAAGUCCAUUCAGAAUGAAAGGAUAGUGCUCGGGCAUCUUCUAUGCAUUUCAAACUGGCUAGUACAUAAAUUAAUAGGUAGGUAAUGCCAGAAAUGUCAUUUCUUCCAGAUUUGCUUUAAAAGAUAGAAGUUAGCCCUAUGUUUUGGAAAGGAUUAAAUCUGAAUGAAAGGAAACUCAAAUGACAGAGGAAAAAAAGAAUAAGAACACCCUGCUAUUCAGUCUCUGGUUCUUAGUGAGUAUGGAGCACACAGCUCCUCACAUCCAGUCGCAUUUUAAAUCCCACAAUGCAUUUUGCAGUGAGUUUAUGUGAGUACAGAGGAUUCUGAUUUUUGCCUGAACAUCAGGAAGAUGAAAGUCAAGAUGAAACAGCACAUAGCUUGUCCUUCUGUCACUUCCUGGACUUGACCUAGAAGUAUGGCCUGGAUUCUUAAAAAGGCUUCCCAGUAAUUGCAGU
This is a messenger RNA of Lagopus leucura (white-tailed ptarmigan), 2235 nucleotides long. Its product is annotated as neuronal acetylcholine receptor subunit alpha-7. Gene Ontology annotation, biological process: signal transduction; nervous system process; monoatomic ion transmembrane transport. Gene Ontology annotation, cellular component: synapse; neuron projection; postsynaptic membrane. Gene Ontology annotation, molecular function: transmembrane signaling receptor activity; acetylcholine-gated monoatomic cation-selective channel activity. The record is from RefSeq and is a predicted model, not a curated record. The coding region runs from base 1 to 1515 and encodes 504 amino acids. Lineage: Eukaryota; Metazoa; Chordata; Aves; Galliformes; Phasianidae. The transcript is spliced from 9 exons.